This is a messenger RNA of Scleropages formosus (Asian bonytongue), 2253 nucleotides long. Its product is annotated as actin-related protein 3. The transcript is spliced from 12 exons. NCBI's taxonomy places the organism in Eukaryota, Metazoa, Chordata, Actinopteri, Osteoglossiformes, Osteoglossidae. Bases 148 to 1404 code for a protein of 418 amino acids. The record is from RefSeq and is a predicted model, not a curated record.
AAGGCUCUGACAGCGAGUGCGGAAGCCGGAACUGCCGCGCUCGCGCUGUGCCUUCCGUUUCUGCACAGCAGCAGAGCUCAUCCUGCGCGCUGACAGUAGUACCGCUAUUAAAACCCGCACGCAAACACAUUUCAUAGAAAAAGAAGAAUGGCGGGACGGCUGCCGGCUUGUGUCGUCGACUGUGGCACAGGAUACACAAAACUUGGAUAUGCAGGAAACACAGAGCCUCAAUUUAUUGUUCCUUCAUGUAUUGCCAUCAAAGAGUCGGCCAAGGUGGGGGACCAGGCACAGCGCAGGAUGAUGAAGGGGGUGGAUGACUUGGACUUUUUCAUUGGUGAUGAAGCUAUAGACAAACCCACAUACGCCACAAAGUGGCCAAUCCGUCAUGGCAUUGUGGAAGACUGGGACCUCAUGGAGAGGUUCAUGGAGCAGGUCAUCUUCAAGUAUCUGCGGGCUGAACCCGAAGACCACUACUUUCUCUUGACAGAGCCUCCACUGAAUACGCCUGAAAAUCGAGAGUAUACAGCAGAGAUCAUGUUUGAGUCCUUCAACGUUCCAGGUCUUUAUAUAGCUGUUCAGGCUGUUCUUGCCUUAGCAGCUUCCUGGACAUCCAGACAGGUGGGAGAGAGAACACUGACCGGUACGGUAAUAGACAGCGGUGAUGGGGUCACACAUGUCAUCCCUGUGGCAGAGGGAUAUGUUAUUGGCAGUUGUAUAAAACACAUUCCUAUUGCUGGCCGCGACAUCACGUACUUCACCCAGCAACUGCUGAGGGAGAGGGAGGUGGGAAUUCCUCCUGAGCAGUCUCUGGAGACUGCCAAAGCGGUCAAGGAACGGUUCAGUUAUGUGUGCCCAGAUUUAGUAAAGGAAUUCAAUAAGUAUGACACAGAUGGGUCCAAGUGGAUUAAACAGUACACCGGCAUCAACGCCAUCACCAAGAAGGAGUUCACUAUUGAUGUAGGCUAUGAGCGCUUCCUGGGACCUGAGAUCUUUUUUCAUCCAGAGUUUGCGAACCCUGACUUCACCCAGCCUAUUUCAGAGGUCGUGGAUGAGGUCAUUCAAAACUGUCCCAUUGAUGUGAGACGUCCCCUCUACAAGAACAUUGUCCUCUCUGGUGGCUCCACUAUGUUCAGGGACUUUGGCCGCCGACUACAGAGAGACUUGAAAAGGACGGUAGAUGCUCGACUGAAAAUGAGUGAAGAACUUAGUGGUGGCAAGUUAAAGCCUAAACCAAUUGAUGUGCAAGUGAUCACCCACCACAUGCAGAGAUAUGCUGUUUGGUUUGGAGGAUCCAUGCUGGCCUCAACUCCUGAAUUCUACCAAGUCUGCCACACCAAAAAGGACUAUGAGGAAAUUGGGCCCAGCAUUUGUCGCCAUAACCCUGUGUUUGGAGUCAUGUCAUAAAUGCAGACUUUCGCCUUUAUACAGGUUUUGUCAUAAGAGACCAGGGUCAGCAUUGCUUUGGUUGCAUAUUCUCUUUGAAUGGGUCACAGUUGCUGAAAAUACAGGAAGAGUGUAAUUUCAAAAAAAAGUAAGACCAAACCUCACGAUGGAAAAUUGUACCAGAUGUCUUGAAAAUGUGGGAUUAAUGGUUUCUACACCAAAAUAAAUUCAUUUUGUUUUGUAGUUGCAGAGCAAUGUGUUGGAAAAGCAAAAACAAUGAUAAAACAUAAUCAUUAUAAAAUGAUUAUAGAAUGUAAUGUGCCCAUUUUUCUUCUAUGUUGAGGUAUUCCCAUGGCUUGAAGCUCAUCUUGGCUUCAGUUGUUAAUUUUUCUGUUUACAAGGCAAGAGCUUGUUUAAAUUUCUUUAAAAAAUUAAUAUGUAAAGCUAGAGAGAUCAGAAAUGAUUAAAUAACCAUUAAGGUAACAUCAUUUAACUCAGUUUGACCUGAAUACUUGUAGCAUUUCCCACAUGGAAACCUAUGGAAAAAAAAAUCUCUCAUUUAACAUGCUUACCUUGAUCUUUAUUCCAUUUUCCUACUUUUUUUGGAUAAUUAUUUCCCCCAUAAUAACUUCUCUGAAAUGUACUCACUCCUGCUGGUGCUUUCUCUAUAUUAACCCUGCUUACAUUUUAAUAUGUAUCUUGCAGCAGAAAUUAUAUUGCUUAUAAUUAUGGUGAUGAUGGUGAGGAUAAAGACAAUUUAAGCGAUUAUUGGACCAGUAUCUUGUUACAGUUUUCUCAAGUACCAAAUGAUUAGUGGAUCGGAAGUGUGUAUUUAAUGCAACAUUCCAAUAAAAGGCACAAUCAUUUCUA